AUGGACCUGGGCGGCGACGUUGACUACCAUGAACUGGAGCGCAGGCAGGGUGAGAUGGCAACCGCCAGAGGCUAUGGCAAGCCUGAGGUCGGAAUAGCGCACAGGACCGACAUCUCCUACGACAAGGACAGCAGUGUCUUCAGGGAAUGGAAAGAUCAGUCCCUGUGGGCUGGCCUUCCCGACGUGGACAAGGUCUACUACAACCCCAACAUCGACGACCAUACCUUAUGGCGUCCUCGCUGCGACAUCUUCGAAGAGGAGCAGGGCAGGCUGCGCGUGGAGUUCGAACUGCCAGGCGUUCCGAGGGAGGACAUACACCUGUCGAUCAAGGACAACCUGCUCACGCUCAGCGCCCUGAAGCCGCAAACGAGGAGGGAGGAGGGAGGGUUCUACCAUCAGACGGAGAGGCACUUCGGCCGCUUCUACCGUCGCAUUCUCCUGCCGUACAACGUGGAUGCGGACAACGUCAAAGCUCACAUGGAUGGCGGUGUGCUCAAGGUCCAUCUCUACAUUCGCGGCAGAGUGAGAAUCGAAGAGGAGGGCUAUCCGGCGCUGCAGACUGACGCCGACACCACUGCAGGCGCCCAAACGUGA
Molecule: messenger RNA, 594 nt
Organism: Acanthamoeba castellanii str. Neff
Lineage: Eukaryota; Discosea; Longamoebia; Acanthamoebidae
Product: Hsp20/alpha crystallin superfamily protein
Exons: 6
Coding region: 1-594 (197 amino acids)
Biological process (GO): protein complex oligomerization; protein folding; response to salt stress
Source: RefSeq, a predicted model, not a curated record